CACCCUUAUCCGUAUAUUCUAUGUUUUUAAAAUUCAACAUGAUAAACUUAAAAUACUACGAUGUUGAUUGGAUGAGACUAGUAUACCUUUCACCUAUCCCACCCGCCGGCCAUCGCCGGAAUGCAAAACAGAACAAUGACAAUUUCUCUGAAUUCUUUCUCUAUUCAAUCAGCAACUUUAAUCUUAAUUCUCUGUAGUGCAAUCAUCCAAUCGGUAUCGUACACUUCAUCAUCAAUCCGUCUUCCUCACUCUCAAUCUAGAUCUCCGCCUGUUACUGUCUCCGUCACCGAAUAUGGCGCCACCGGCGAUGGGGUCCACUACGACACCGAACCUAUUCAGUCCGCAAUCGACGCCUGUUGGUCAGCUGGAGGUGGUCGAGUUGUCUUCCCGCCGGGGAAUUACUUGACGGCGACUGUGUUCCUGAAGUCCGGAGUGGUGUUGGAGGUACAGAAAAACGCGACGGUGUUGGGAGGGACUAGGUUGGAGGAUUAUCCGGUCGAGCAAAACAGAUGGUAUGUGGUAUUGGCGGAGGAUGCGGAGGAUGUCGGAAUCACCGGCGGCGGUGAGAUCAAUGGCCAAGGGUUGGAGUUCGUUGUCAGGUUUGAUGAGAGGAAGAAUGUGAUGGUGAGCUGGAAUCAAACCGGAGCAUGUUCCGGUGAUGAAUGUAGGCCGAGAUUGGUUGGCUUCAUCAGAUCCAAACAUGUUAGGGUUUGGGAUGUUCAUUUGUCCGAGCCUGCUUAUUGGUGUUUGCAUUUAGUGCAAUGUGAUAACACAUACAUUCAUGAUGUUUCAAUCUACGGAGAUUUCAAUACCCCAAACAACGAUGGAAUCGACAUAGACGAUUCAAACAACACUGUGAUCACAAGGUGCAACAUCAACACCGGAGAUGAUGCCAUCUGCCCAAAAACAUACGAUGGUCCUCUCUACAAUCUCACAGCCACAGAUUCUUGGAUUCGAACCAAAUCCUCUGCAAUCAAACUUGGUAGCGCUAGUUGGUUCCCAUUCAAAGGCCUUCUCUUCAAUAACAUCACCAUAGUCGAAUCUCAUAGAGGUCUUGGAUUACAAAUACGCGAUGGAGGAAAUGUGAGUGACAUAGUUUUUUCGAACAUAAAUAUAAGUACAAGAUACUAUGAUCCAUCAUGGUGGGGUCGAGCAGAGCCUAUCUACGUGACAACAUGCCCAAGAGAUAACACUUCAAAGACGAGUUCAAUCUCGAAUCUGCUUUUUGUUAAUAUAACAGCUAAUUCAGAAAACGGGAUUUUUUUAUCAGGGUCUGAAAAUGGUGUUCUUAGCAAUUUGAAGUUCUUGAAUGUGAACCUUAAUUAUAAAAGAUGGACUAGUUAUGAAGAUGGAUUGGUUGAUUACAGACCUGGAUGUCAAGGGUUGGUGAAUCAUAGCUCAGCUGGGAUCAUAAUGGAACAGAUUGAUGGUUUGGAGGUAGAAAAUGUAAAUAUGAGAUGGUUAGGGGAUCGUGUGAGGAAAUGGAAUAACCCUUUGGAUUUUAGGCCUUCCAGUGUAGAUAAUAUUUCUCUCAUGAAUUUUCAUUCAAGUUCAUUUAAACAGUAA
Messenger RNA from Lactuca virosa, 1566 nucleotides. NCBI's taxonomy places the organism in Eukaryota, Viridiplantae, Streptophyta, Magnoliopsida, Asterales, Asteraceae. The record is from the annotation of a GenBank genome assembly.